Molecule: messenger RNA, 2511 nt
Organism: Fonsecaea erecta
Lineage: Eukaryota; Fungi; Ascomycota; Eurotiomycetes; Chaetothyriales; Herpotrichiellaceae
Exons: 2
Coding region: 1-2511 (836 amino acids)
Biological process (GO): intra-Golgi vesicle-mediated transport; Golgi to plasma membrane protein transport; SNARE complex disassembly
Cellular component (GO): Golgi stack
Molecular function (GO): ATP hydrolysis activity; ATP binding
Source: RefSeq, a predicted model, not a curated record
AUGUCCUUCCUGAACAGAAACAACUUAUUCGGUGGCUCCGGGCAGCCACCUCCGCGAGAUCCGUACGGCCAGCAACCAUCUCCGCAACGAGGAGGUCGUCCCUUUUAUCCUCCACGCGGAGGCGGCGGCUACGACACACAUAUGAAUGGUUACGACUCUCCCCAACCGGGGUAUGGCAGCCCUGGCCUGCCCGCCAGAAACAUGCCUCCACGGCCCAUGGGCCACCAGCAGAGCCCCAGUCGAGGUGCUCCUGCAAGAGGACGGAGUCCUGUGUUGACUCUACAACCUGCAAAAUCUCCAGACAAUUCGUUCACUUUCCGCAACCUUGCCGCUGUUUCGACACAGGAUGUUCCUCCUUCCUACGAUGGCACCGACGUCUUCCUUCUUAUCAACGGCAUGUAUGUGCUCUCAGCUCGGCCUCUCGAUGCAUUUCCACGAGGCAGCAUUGGGCUUUCGGAACCACAGAGGUCUUGGAUGGGUGUAGCUUUGACGGAUAUGCUGCAGGCAGAAGUUUAUGAUCCCUUCAGCUCAGGGGGACAGGCAUAUAUUGGUGCGAUGGAUAUCGAAAUCGGUUUUGCAAGCACAAGGAAAACCACGGAUGUGCCCUACGAUCAAGAUGAUCUAGCCAGAGAGAUUACAAAGUUAUUCAACAGCCAGAUGUUCGCUCCCGGCCAACGAUUCCUGAUGGAUCUCAAAAGUAUUCCCUUAAACCUAACAGUCAAGACAGUACAACUGGCAGACCUAAGUGAGAAAGCCGCGCCCACGACGUCUGAUCCUCAAGCGCGAGGCAUUUUGACACCUCAAACCCAAAUCAACUUUUUCAAGGACGGGAAGACGACCAUAAACCUCAAGGCAUCCUCUCGUCGGCCUGCGGCCAAUUCUAUCAUCGCCCCGGACUUCAAAUUUGAGGACAUGGGCAUUGGUGGUCUGGAUGCCGAAUUCGUUACCAUUUUCCGAAGGGCGUUCGCCUCCCGCGUCUUCCCUCCUGGGCUUGUGGAGAAGUUGGGCAUUCAGCACGUAAAGGGUAUCUUACUCUACGGUCCCCCGGGUACGGGGAAAACCUUGAUUGCACGGCAGAUUGGCAAAAUGCUCAAUGCAAGAGAACCCAAGGUUAUCAACGGUCCUGAAGUGCUGAACAAGUAUGUCGGCCAAUCGGAGGAGAACAUUCGGAAACUCUUCGCCGAUGCGGAGAAGGAAUACAAAGAAAAGGGUGAUGAAUCUGGCCUUCACAUCAUCAUCUUUGACGAGUUGGAUGCCGUCUGUAAGCAAAGAGGCAGCGGUGCCGGCGGAGGCACUGGUGUGGGAGACAGUGUGGUCAAUCAACUCCUCUCGAAGCUCGAUGGUGUGGAUCAAUUAAACAACAUCCUCCUGAUCGGCAUGACGAAUCGGAAAGAUAUGAUUGACGAUGCGCUCCUACGUCCAGGACGUCUCGAGCUACACAUGGAAAUCGCGCUGCCAGACGAAACCGGUCGGGCGCAAAUUCUGAAGAUCCACACGCAGAAGAUGCGCGACAACCAGGUUCUCGACCCGGACGUCGACCUUCUCGACCUCGCCCACAAGACCAAAAACUUUUCUGGCGCCGAGAUUGGGGGCUUGGUCAAAUCCGCCACGUCGUUUGCCUUUUCGCGACAUAUCAAAGUGGGUACGAUGGCGGGAAUCACAGACGACGUGGCAGAUAUGAAAGUCAAGCGUGCCGAUUUCGAAAGCGCCCUGCAAGAAGUGAAACCGGCGUUUGGCGUGUCGGAGGAAGAACUUUCGUACUGCCUCCGGGGAGGCAUCAUUCACUUUUCACAGUACAUCAAGGACGUCCUUGAGGAAGGGAAGCUCUUUGUGGAACAGGUGCGCAAUCCUGACUCGACGCCGCUGUUCGCGGUGUGUCUCCACGGACCUCCGGGUUGCGGAAAGACUGCGCUGGCAGCCAAGAUCGCUAUCGACAGCGGGUACCCGUUCAUCAAAUUGGUGAGCAACAAGGAUACCUUGGAGAUGUCGGAAUCUCAAAAGAUCUCCUACCUGAGCAAGGUGUUUAUGGACGCCUACAAGUCGCCGAUGUCGUGCGUGGUCCUGGAUGACGUGGAAGAAUAUACCGAGUGGACGCCCAUCGGGCCUCGAUUCUCCAACCCGAUAUUGAAAACCCUGGUCGCCCUGUUACGCAAAGCGCCUCCGCCGGGACGAAGUCUACUCAUCCUUGUGACGGCAACGGAACGUUCAGUGCUACAACAACUUGAUUUCUGGCGGCACUUCAACAGCGAUAUCCCCGUGGCCAACGUACGCACCUACGACGAACUGGAGUUCGUCAUGAAUGAAUCCAAAGCAUUCGAGGAUGGGGAGGUCUCCAGAGCCGUUGCGGAGAUCCGGGAUAUCACACGAAGCGAGGUUGUGGGAGUGGGCAUCAAGCAUGUGCUACAGGCAAUCGAGACGGCCAAGUUUGACGCCGAUCGCGUCACUCGGUUUGCAGGGACUUUGAGCAGGGUCAUUGCUGAGCGAGGGGAGGGCAGUGGUGGGUUUCGUUGA